AUGGCUUCCACGACGACUCCCCUAGGGCUCCUCACCUACGCCCUCGCCCUCGCCCUCGCCAUUGCCCUCUCUUCGACCGCGCGGGCGGCCCCUUACGGUGGCGGCAGCCGGCCCAAGCCAAACUACGCGCGUGCCAAUGCCGUCAAGCGGGCGUUUGAGACUUCGUGGAACGGCUACCACGAGCAUGCCUUUCCGCACGAUACCCUGCGUCCCGUGAGCGGCACCUUUGAGGAUGACAGGAACGGCUGGGGCGUGACGGUUGUCGAUGCGCUGAGCACGGCCAUCAUCAUGGGUGAGGGGCGCAUGAUCAACCAGAUGCUCGACCACAUCGCCGGCAUCAACUUUACGACGACGCAGCGGGCCGACGACGGCAUCUCGCUUUUCGAGAGCAACAUCCGGUACCUCGGCGGCCUGAUUUCCGGUUACGACAUGCUCCGGGGCCCCAUGCGCUCCCUUGUCGGCGAUGCGAGCAAGGUCGACGCCCUCCUCGCCCAAGCGGUCCGCCUCGCCGACAGUCUCAGCGUCGCCUUCGACACGCCCAGCGGCAUUCCGGACCCGACCGUGUUCCUCCGGCCGACGCGGCGCCACAGCGGCACCUCGUCCAACAACAUCGCCGAGGUCGGCACCCUCGUGCUCGAGUGGACGCGCCUCAGCGACCUCAGCGGCGAGCCCCGGUACGCCGCUCUCGCGCAAAAGGCCGAGUCGUACCUGCUGCGUCCCACCGGCAGCCCCGAGGCGUGGCCGGGCCUCGUCGGCGGCGAUGUCUCCACCCGGGACGGAACCUUUCUCAACAGCAACGGCGGCUGGUCCGGCGGCACCGACAGCUUCUACGAGUACCUCAUCAAGAUGUACCAGUACGAUCCGCGGGCCUUUGCCUUUUACAAGGAACGCUGGGUGCUCGCCGCCGAAUCGACCAUGGCCCAUCUAGCCUCGCACCCGACGGGGCGCCCGGACCUGACGUACCUCUCGCAGUUUGCCGGCCAGCAGACGGACCCCGUCUCGACUCACUUGGCGAGCUUCGCUGGCGGCAACUUCAUCCUAGGUGGUGUCCUCCUCGGCAACGACACGUUUGUCCAGUUCGGCCUCGCCCUCGCGCGCUCGUACUUCAACAACUACCUGCACACGCCCGCCGGCAUCGGGCCCGAGGUGUUUCGCUGGGUCGACGCGGCGCUGCCGGCGGAUGCCUCGCGCAACGAGCCCCCGCCAGCCAGCCAAAAGGACUUUUACGCCCGUGCCGGCUUCUACACGACGGCGGGCGCCUACAUCCUGCGGCCCGAGACGGUCGAGAGCAUCUACUACGCCUACCGCCUCACGGGCGACCCGACCUGGCAGGACAUGGCCUGGCAGGCCUUCCAGUCCAUCACGGCCGUCUGCGGCACCGGCAGCGCCUACGCCCAGCUCAACGACGUCAUGAAGCCCGACGGCGGCGGCUUCAUCGAUCAGAUGCAGAGCUUUUGGAUGGCCGAGACGCUCAAGUACCUGUACCUCAUCUUCGCGCCCGAGUCUGACGUCCAGCUGCAGCUGCAGGGCGCCGGCACGAGCCAGUUUGUCUUCAACACCGAAGCCCACCCGAUACGCGUGCGGGAGGAGGGCCCUAGAUACGACGAAUAUCUAUGA
Drechmeria coniospora is the source of this 1617-nucleotide messenger RNA. Its product is annotated as 1,2-a-D-mannosidase. Gene Ontology annotation, biological process: N-glycan processing; carbohydrate metabolic process. Gene Ontology annotation, cellular component: Golgi membrane; endoplasmic reticulum. The record is from RefSeq and is a predicted model, not a curated record. Gene Ontology annotation, molecular function: calcium ion binding; mannosyl-oligosaccharide 1,2-alpha-mannosidase activity. The transcript has 4 exons. Bases 1 to 1617 code for a protein of 538 amino acids. Lineage: Eukaryota; Fungi; Ascomycota; Sordariomycetes; Hypocreales; Ophiocordycipitaceae.